Mauremys reevesii (Reeves's turtle) is the source of this 823-nucleotide messenger RNA. RefSeq names its product elongin-B-like. Gene Ontology annotation, molecular function: protein binding. The record is from RefSeq and is a predicted model, not a curated record. Gene Ontology annotation, cellular component: VCB complex; elongin complex. The coding region runs from base 119 to 694 and encodes 191 amino acids. Gene Ontology annotation, biological process: transcription elongation by RNA polymerase II. Lineage: Eukaryota; Metazoa; Chordata; Testudines; Geoemydidae. The transcript has 3 exons.
GCUGUGGUGGAGGUAAGACUUUAGAUAAACCUAAUGACUGAGGGCAGGUGUAUAUCUGCUGGUGGACCUGGAGCAGAGAGGAGGACAGAAUUGUGAUAGGAGCUAGUGAUACCAUGUCAUGGGCUUUGCACUCAAUUCACCCCAGCUCUGUAUGCAGACACCCUCACAGUGUGAAGUGUACAAUACACAAAUAGCCAAACAUGGAAAUAAGUGUCUGUUAUCCCCUGCCUGGAAGAGAUUUCUCCAAGUUGUGAGUCUUGUAUCUUCAGCACACAAGGCCGUGGUGCCCCUUGGCACCAGAAGACCGUCGGGAGCCCCCGUAGCAACAAUGGACGUCUUCUUGAUGAUCCGUCGCCACAAAAUGACCAUCUUUGCUGAUGCCAAGGAGACGGCCACUGUGCAGGAGCUGAAGAAGAUUGUGGAGGGCAUCCUGAAGAGGCCUCCGGAGGAGCAGCAGCUAUACAAGGAUGACUGGUUGCUGGAGGAUGGUGACAGGACCUUGAUAGAAUGUGGGUUAAGCAGUCAGACUUCCCGUCCCCAGGCACCAGCCAUGGUGGGCUUGGCCUUAUUCAGAGCCAGCGAGGGCUCCUUUGAGCCAUUGCACAUCGACCCCUUCUCCAGCACCCCCGAGCUGCCUGAUGUCUUGAAGCCUCAAGAUUCUGGCAGCAGCUCCAGCGAGCAGCCUAUGCAGUGAAACCAGGGUCCACUGCUCCAUCCCAUAGAUGUAGUGCUGAUCAUGCACCAGUCAUAGCUGUGUGCUCAUUUCACUUGCAGCACUUGAAAACAUUAUGACUUGACUAAUAAAGCUUUAAUGUUAAACUUC